Molecule: messenger RNA, 5269 nt
Organism: Esox lucius (northern pike)
Lineage: Eukaryota; Metazoa; Chordata; Actinopteri; Esociformes; Esocidae
Gene: nrbp2a
Product: nuclear receptor binding protein 2a
Exons: 18
Coding region: 452-1966 (504 amino acids)
Biological process (GO): intracellular signal transduction; endoplasmic reticulum to Golgi vesicle-mediated transport; protein phosphorylation
Cellular component (GO): cytoplasm; endomembrane system
Molecular function (GO): protein serine/threonine kinase activity; ATP binding
Source: RefSeq, a predicted model, not a curated record
UACAGUAGAAGAAAUUCAGGAAGCGAGCAAAAAUCGCAGGAUCUACAUGGACGGAAAGAAAAAAUACAUAUGAAUGUCUGUUGACAUGAGCCGCAGAGGACACUACCGAAAGACGAUAAAUUGCGGCGUGAGGCCCGCUCUCACUUUAAAUACAUUUACAGCUGCUGCUGUGCGAGUAACGACUCGUUCUGAAAGACAACCCCCAGGGUUCUGUCUUGCCAGGGAAUGUGCCUCUUUUGACAACUCAUUUGCCUGUUAUAUGUGAUGUGUUUUCAGAGGAAGACACGGGCUGCAUGUUAAUUCAUGUAUCCGUUUUGACUGUUUCGAUUUUAUUCCUAAGCAGAAACAUUUUGCAUGCCGUACAAAUCAAAAAAAAAAUUGUUAUCGGUCUACAUAUCGGAAUUGAAUUUAUAGCGCGUGUUCCUGAAAACAAGCGACUGUCUGGAUUAAAAUGACCAUGUCCGAGGAGAGGAAUUCAGGGUCCGGCGGGAAAGAGGAGGAGAGCGAGGAUGAGAGUGAAAUCUUGGAAGAAAGCCCUUGCGGCCGUUGGCAGAAGAGAAAGGAGCAGGUGAGUCAGGGUAAUGUCCCCGGCAUGGAGACCGCCUUCUUGGCUAUGGACACCGAGGAGGGGGUGGAGGUGGUGUGGAAUGAAGUGCAAUUCUCUGACAAGAAGGUCUUCAGAAUCCAUGAGGAUCGAAUGAGGGAGAUGUUUGAGAACCUGAUGCGUGUAGACCACCCCAAUAUUGUCAAGUUCCAUAAGUACUGGCUAGACACGAGGGAGAGCCAGAGUCGGGCGAGGGUGAUCUUCAUCACAGAGUACAUGUCAUCAGGUAGUCUCAAGCAGUUCUUAAAGAAAACCAAGAAAAACCACAAGACCAUGAAUGUCAAGGCAUGGAAGAGAUGGUGCACUCAGAUCCUGUCUGCUCUGAGUUACCUGCAUUCCUGCCACCCACCCAUAGUUCACGGCAAUCUGACGUGUGACACCAUCUUUAUCCAGCACAACGGACUCAUCAAGAUUGGCUCAGUGUGGCACAGGCUGUUUGUCAACGUUUUCCCAGAGGCGAUCUAUGGGAAUGUGCAACACCACUGGGACGAUGCAACCAACCAGCACUAUUUUGCUCCGGAAUACGGCUUGGCUGAGGAUGUUUGCUCUAUUGACAUCUAUGCCUUUGGCAUCUGUACCCUGGAGAUGGCAGUCUUGGAGAUUCAGGCCAACGGGGACACUGUGGUAUCCAAAGAGGCUAUAACCAAUGCCGUCCAGUCUUUAGAGGACCCCCUCAUGAAGGAGUUCACCCAGUCGUGUGUGCGCACGGACGCCAAAAAGAGACCCACCGCCCACGACCUGCUGUUCCACAGGGUCCUGUUUGAAGUGCACUCCCUCAAGCUGCUGGCAGCCCACUGCUUCAUCAACUAUCAAUAUCAGCUUCACGAUAACUGCCUGGAGGAGAAGACUAGGACCUUUGACCCAAACGGCGUGAUGGCAGAGAUCCGGCACGGGGACCGGCCCGGGGUGGAGAUCAAGUACUCCAAUGUCUCCCCAUUGGAACUGGACAAAUUCCUGGAGGACGUAAAGAAUGGCAUCUAUCCCUUGAUGAACUUCCAGCGGGGCCUCACCAUGCCUCGGACUCUGUCCAUCUUCCAGGAGCGCAUGGAGACGGUACGGACGCCCAGCCCAGAGCCCCAGGAGACGGAGACGCGAAAGGUUGUCCAAAUGCAUUGUAACUUGGAGUUUAAUGAGGGAGGUACCAGAAGUCAUCUGUCUCUUCUCCUGAAGAUGGAUGACAAGCUCCAGCGACAGCUGAACUGCGACGUGCUGCCCACCGACAGCUCUAAAGACCUGGCCAGUGAACUGGUUCAAUACGCCUUCAUCAGUGAGGAGGACUGUGAGAAGCUGGCAGGAUUUCUGGAGGAUGCCCUCUGCAAGCACUGGGCCAGGCCGCUUUCGGAGGAGUCUUCCCGGGCAUAGUGUUGUUGCACUGCCCUCUGGUGGUCAGCCAAUGCUCAAUAGGGAAUCUGAACCCUAGGAAAAUUAGGUGAACCAAAUCAGAACUACUCAUCUGUGCGGGAAAUCAUGGAAGCAUCAAGAAAAGCAUUCUUGAAACAGAAGGGAGGAAGCCAUCUAUAUUUCCACAAAACGGAGGUGAAGAAUUGAUCCCUCAAUUUCUGCAAAACCGAAGUUGAGGAAUCGUUCUCUAUUUCUACAAAACAGAAGUGCCAACCAACUUGAGCCAUUGGACUGGUGGUAUAGCUAUAUGGUCACUUUAUUGCCUUGGUCUCUCCGUGCACAUGAUGUCAAUUGCUUGGUGUCUCUGCUGAAGGACUUCCUAGAAAGACACAACCUGGACAAAAAGCAGCUACAGAAGGAACACAAAAGCCCUACCGCUGCGUUACAGAGGCUCACUUCUCUUCCUCUUAUGGACUUAAAAUGCCCACGAUUUUCAAGAACAAAUUUGUCCAUAUUGAUGUUUCACUUAUAACAUGUCCCCGGCUCCAUUUUACAUGCACAACACAGCCCAGGAAGUGACCCAUUUCAUAUGUAUGACGAAGAAAAAAGUAUGACGAAGAGGUUAAUGGAUCUCAACCCAAAUGCCAUGGUCACUCGUGGUGGAGCGAUGUGGUGCAAUAAAAUGAAUCGCAAUCCGCUCAUUGACCCCCCAACAAAAUGAUCCUAUUGGGUAAGAUGGGGUAACUGCCCCCCCCCCCCCUAAGAACAAUGUCUUAUUGCAGACACAAAAUGUUGGGGGGGGGGGGUAUGUGCAUGAUGAUUUGGCUUAGGAGAAAAAACUAUAAGGGAACCAAAUGGAUGCAAUUUAUACUUUUUUAGAUAAUUGAUGACAUUUUGUUUUUCGAAAAUAUAUAUUUUUUUGUACUGGGUUAACUGGCCCCCCAAUAAUAAUACAAUAAACCAUAGGUUGUACUGGAACAUAGGUAAAAUGCUUUAAUCUGACUGGAGCCAUUAGUGGAGCAGUGAAACAGUACUCAUGAACUGUUACAUCCAUGUCUAUGGCACUAGUCACCCCAGUAGGGUUUUGCAUAUUAAAAUCAAUUUGGUCUGUUUCAUGCGUAUAUGUUUUGUAAAUAAUACAAAUUUUAGUUAGCAAGCACAAACUGAGCUUGAGAUAGUACAAAUGCCAUGCAUAAACAUAAAGGGCGUAAUUAGCCCCUGGAAGCCAGUUACCCCUUAUAGAAGGAGGCCAGUUACCCCAAACACGCUCAUCCAACAUAUUACUACUUUAUUCAGAAAGUAUUCAACGUUUUCUCUCUUAACACGUGGAUUCUUUAUCUGAAGGCUUUGCUAUUUGUAGAAAACUUUUUUUUGUAGAUCUAACAUAAUUGAAACAUAUCUGGAAAUCUGAAAAAAAUGUUUUAUCAACUUACAUCAGUGUUGGUCAAAAAAUUGGGUCCCACCUUGUGGGAUUUUUGUGAAUUACAUGGUGGGGGGGGGGCAGUUACCCCAGGGGGCUGUAUGUCGGCUACUUCACAUGAUGUUGAGGUCAAAACUGAAGUUAACCUCAAAAUAUUAUAAUUCACAUCAUAUUCACCAGUCAACGGCAUAACCACGGCUAGAAGCAAAAUCUACAAAUAGCCUUUUGUCCACUGGGUUGAUAACCAUAAAGCUAAAAAUUCCUUUUCUACUGUUUGUUUGGUUUUGACCUAGCACAUUACAAAAGACCUUCAGUAUUAUAUAUUCAACCAACACGUCAAUGCAUCUGGAAGUUCUUCUGUUUUUAACUGGAGACAAUAGUCAUCCAAAAGUCCCCAACAGACAGAUCUCACAAGUGUCUGGUGUCCUUGCAAUGACUUUCACUGGAAAUAACUAAAUGGUAAUUUUUUUAGGGCUAUGAGUCUUAAAAUCUGGAACGGGACACUCUCACUCUGUGGUCUAAUCCGAUUAUAACAAAGGGUUUAUGUUUUCAUAUGGGAAUAUUAAUCUGGGUGUCUCGCAUUCGCUGAAAGGUCAAGAUUGUGUUUCUUCUAACUUGCUUUUAAUCAGAUUAAAUAUGGGAGUUCAGUUGCUUAAAUUAUUUACCUCAGAGCUUUGACUGUUGACUGUAGAGUUCAUUCUGUAUAAUUUACAUACUUCCGGUAGCCGGUUUCGAAGACAGAUUUAGCCUAUAGUCCUGCAAUAAAAAACUCCAGGUCAGUAGAGAUUUUCCGUGGAGUUUGACAUUUUCUCCGUGAUCCAGGACUACACUAAAUCACAUUCUGCUGCAAUAGAGCCCAAGUGCCUCCCCAUACACUAGUGUUACAAAAUCAAACUUGAUUUCUACUUUUGUUGCUAUUAAACUCCCUGGCUACAUGGAACAUGCUUGAGCCUUAGGCCUCAAGCCAGCAUUCCUUCAACAUACUUGAUUGUAUUAAGUAUCCAAUAUAUUUGUAAACCACACUGACAGUUCUCUAACAGGAUAAUUUGAGUUUUGUUAAAUAUGAUCCGUUACUUACGUUGUAGCCUAUUAUCUACUUGACUACAAACUGGUUGGUUUGAGACCGUAUACCACGGCUAUGAAAAUAACUUUUUACUCUUGUAAUCACGUUGGUUUAUAAUAACAACAAAGCAUCUCAGGGGUUCGCGGAGUAUUGCCGAUGUAACACCAAUGAGAGCUAUCCAGGCACUGAGAUGUGUUGUGUACAAACAGAUCAGAACAGCAGUUUGCCGUGGCACAUCGGCCACUCCCCGGGUGCUCUGAACUAUAACGCUGGCAUGAAGAAUGUUAAACAACUUGAUCGUACUAAUAUUUAUUGGUAGUCUGUUGCCAAAGCUGCAUGGUUAAUACAUGGGUUGGUGUAUGAGGUCGAGCAUGUCUCGUCCACUCCGUUAAGAGGUGGCUGAGUUGCAUUAUGCUUGCUAAAAUUCAAGUUGAGCGCAUCGCUAACCAUCCAAAAUGUCACUGUGAUUAGCAUGAUGUCUUUCUGAAAUAAAUGGUUGUGUAGGCUACACAUUUCAACACCACACACAACGUAAUCGUUAUUUUUCAAAUACACUUGCAUGUACAUGAAUUUGACUCGGUAAACCAAAGGAAAAGGGUACAGACAAAAUAUUGUGAAGCAAUCGUUAACACAAUCUGCAAACACACGUACACUUGGCACUGAUGGAUUUAUGUCUAAAACAUCCAUAGGUCGAUAAAUGAUCUUUCUGGUGAAAUUUGAAAGGUCGUUCCAUUCGCUCCAUACAGUGUGACAGUGGCUGUAGCCUACCAUGAGAAAAAACGUACAAAUGUAUUUGAGUCUGUGUAGUCAAAUUACAGCAGAUUAAACCCCUUGUACCGAA